UACUAAAAACCCUAUUUUGAAAUAUUACAUUUCUUUACUGGUUGAUUUCCUUCCAACUUCCACAUUUGAUUAAUAUUUAACAUUAGUUGUUUCUUCAUUUCAAUUGAAAAUUUUCUAAAAAAUUGCACACUGAAUACUACCUCCGGAUAUUAACGUACAAAGUUCCCUUUCAGCCAGGCUUUUUAUGUCCCAUUUUAAUUAUUAACCUAUAUAAACAACCAUAAAGCCUUCCUCUUCCUCCUCAGGGUCAGAUCUCUCCUUCCAUCACAAAACCAAGAAAAAAAAAACUCUCGUUUUUGUGGUCUCUUAUUCAAACCUCAAAAGAAAUGGAGUUAUUCACCAAUGGCAAUACCGUUAAGUUGCGGAGCCAUCUUGAUAAGUUUUUAGUCGCCGAGAGCGACCAAAAACACAUCCGUCAAAGCCGUAAAGGAGGAUAUACACGGCUCUCCGUUUGGACGGUGGAGACAGUCGUCGGUAAACCGAACCUGAUCAGAUUAAAAAGCUGUCACGGCACGUACUUAACUGCGAGCAGUAAACCGUUACUGUUAGGUAUGGCCGGUGACAAAGUGACUCAAACGCAGUCGUCUAACAACCCUAUGGAUAUGCAAACGCACUGGGAACCGGAGGGAAAUGGGGUGUCCGUGAAGCUGAAAUCUUGGUGCGGCAAAUGGAUGAGAGCUAACGGUGGAUCGCCGCCGUGGAGAAACUCCGUUACUCACGACGAGCCUCAUACGUCGAGGACCAAGAACUGGUUGCUUUGGGAUGUUAUUGCCGUUGAUGGUCUUGAUCUUGGAAACAUGUCUGAUGGAUGUGAGAGCUCUCUUUCUUCUCCGGUUUCCCCAAGUCUCUCCCGUUUGGGUUUCUGGUCAGCGCCCGGGUCGCCCGUUUCUGCGGUCAGGUCAAAGAAGAGUUUAGGUCGGCUCACUUCUUUUGGUUUACGUGCAAUGUCUCCGAGAUGGUCCCCAAAACUUGUAAAGAAGACAUGGAGCUUCAACGAAAACGAAACGGUAUCAGCAAUGGAUAUUUUUCAGAAGGCAAAAGCUAUUCGAAUACGUAGCAGCCACAACAAGUUUCUAGCGGCGGCGGACGACGAAGAAACAGUGUUUCAGAAAAAAAAGGGAUCAACCAAAAACGCUCAGUGGACCGUCGAACCAGUUCGCGAUUCGGAUCAUGUCAUCCGUCUUAAAAGCUGUUACGGCAAAUACUUAACCGCUUUGAACGAGCGGUUCUUACUCGGAGCUAAAGGGAAGAGAGUGAUUCAGCUAAUGCCGAUUCAACUCGAUUCAUCUGUUGAGUGGGAGCCGGUUAGGGAAGGGUCUAAGAUCUUGCUCAGGACGAGAAACGGUAAGUACCUCAGAGCUAACAGUAACAGUGGACCUCCUCCGUUGAGAAAAUCGGUCACGCAUAAUAAACGUCAUUCGGCUACUCAGGAGUCGAUCUCGUGGGAGGUUGAUAUCGUCGAGAUCUUGAAGAAUCCUCUAUUCACGGAGGAGGAGAUGGAGUUUACUCCGCCGCCACAUAGGAAGCCUUCGAAAUCCCCGUUGUCAGUUUCGCAUUCCAUGACUCCACCUUUCCUCUCAGACAUGCAUGAUACAUAUGUGAGUAUCUUUUUUUUUUGUUCCGUUUAAUUACUGAAACACCUUUCUAUACCUAGAAAGUACUGUCAUAACAAUUAUUUUAUUUUGACUAGCCUGAUGAGUCCCCAUCAAAAUCGGAUGGUAUGGAGUCUUCUCCAUCCUCAAAGAAGAUACCGCGGCAUAGGAAGCAGUCUUCGAAUCCGUUUGCUCAUUCAGAUUCAGAUGUGAGUACUUUUUUGUAAUUGAUAGAAAACAUCUGUUUAAAAUUAAAGUUAUUACGUACUAUAACAAGUUUUUAUUUUGACUAGUCUGAUGAGUCUCCAUCGAAUCUGGAUGAACGAACCAUCAGUUAUCAUUUUAAUCAUCCACUCAAGGUGGAAAUGAAGUCUACUCCAUCUUCAAAGAAAACAUUACAUCCGCCACUGCAUAGGAAGCCCUCGAGUUCUCCUCAUUUGAACACUUCUUCUUCUUUUUCAGACAUAUCAAAUUCAAAUUUUGAUGAGUCUCCAUCGAAAUUAGAUGAGCAAACCAUCGGUUAUCAUAUUAAGCAACCAUUGAAGGCGGAGAUGAAGUCUACUCCGUCUUCGAAGAAGACGAUGCAUGUGUCACCGCAUAGGAAGCCAUUGAAUUCUCCUCCUCCAUCUUCUCUUUUUAACAAAUCAGAGUCAGAUGUGAGUACCUUUUUAUGAUUAACAAACCACUUUUAUAAAUCUAAACUUACUACUAUAACUUUUUUUUUCUUUUUUUUGUCAAGUCUGAUGAGUCUCAAUCGAAAUCGGAUGAGCAAACUACCAAUUAUCAUAUUAAUCAUCCAUUCAAGAAGGAAAUGAAGUCUACUCCGUCUUCAAAGAAAAUGAUGCAUCAGCUGCCUCGUUGGAAGCAGUCAAAUUCCCCUCACUCGAAGACCCCAACUUUUCAUUUAGACAUAUCAAAUUCAAAUUCUGAUGAGUCUCAAGAUGAGAUCGGUUAUUGUAAUAAUCAUCCAUUCAAGACGGAAAAAAAGUCUAUUUCAUCUUCGAAGAAAACGACGCAUUUGUCACCGCAUAGGAAGCCGACGUCAAAUUCUCAUCAUUUGAAGACUUCGUCUUAUAUUUUCGAUAGAUCAGAUUCAGAUUCUGAUGAGUUUCCAUCAAAAUUGGAUGAGCAAACCGUGGAUAAUCAUGGUAAUCAUCAUUUCAAGGCGGAGAGAAAGCUUACUUUGUCUUCAAAGAAGACGCUGCAUCCCCCACCGCAUAAGAAGCCAUUGAAUCCUUAUCUGAAGAGUCCAUCUUUUCUUUUAGACAUAUCAGAUUCAGAUUGUGAUGAGUCUCAAUCGAAGUUGGAUGGGCAAACUAUCAGGAAUCAUAAUAAGAAGCCUCCUAUGUUGUCGAAGAAGAACCUGCAUCCGCCGCCACAUAGGAAUUUUUCAUUGCCAGUUUCAUAUACUAGCACUCGGUAUUCUCUUUCAGACAUAUCAGAUACAGAUUAUGUUGAAUCUCCACUGCAACCGGAUGGACGAACAAUCUAUUAUCGUAUAGCUGAUGAAAGACACGUGGAAGACAAAUCAACUGGUGGAUAUAUUUUCUCGUUUAAAGGAACCACCGUGGUAGAGCUUACUCAAAUGCUACGAGAAGAGACAUGCUUGGAAGAUGUUGUGGUGUGCACUCGCAGUCCCUUAAAUGGCAAGUUGCUUCCCCUUCGUUUGCAACUUCCUCCUAACAACGAAACACUGCAUGUGGUUCUAGUACCCUCCAGUGGUAGUAGCUUCUAGAGAGACGUGAGUAAAUCAAUUUUUACUUUAAGCUCUCAUAUGGAGUUACUGAAUCUUUGACUUGUUUGUUUGUUUGUUAAAUUCAUCAUUGUCAAAUGAGUGACUGGCCUUUUGUGUGGUGAAGUUUUUGGUGAAGCAUGUGAUAUGAGCCUUAUAAGAAGUUAAUAAGAUAAUAAUAAUUGGUAGUUAGUACAGAACUCAUGGUCACGGAGAUAUAAGUCGGCGUCGCUCUUGAGCAUUAAUCAAUCUUAGUACGAGAUAAAAACAUAGCAAUAGUUUUGAUAAUUGAAAAAAAUUAAUUACAUUUUGGGGAUAUAGUACAAGUUGUUUAAUCAUCUAAAAUUGUUCACUAAACCACUAUGAAAACGACUUUAAUCUUGUGAAAACAAGUGUAAUCUGAGAGCAUGAAUGGUCUCAUUCACUAUGAAAAGUUUCCCAAAGAUUUUCUAUCCUGGAAGAGAGUAGAGAUUUUGUGUCUCUAUAUAUGGGUCGACCUGAUCUCCCUUUGCCUCUUUUCGAGAAGGUACUUCAAAUGUUGAUCAAAAUGACAGGUACUUCAUGAUUCAAUCAUUAUCUUUAGUUUACUUCACUUGGUUAUAACUUAGUAGAUUCUACCGGAGAAUCAAGAACAAGACUAUGUUUAUGGUAUGCUUGCAUUCCCCUUAUUGGAGCUUGGUCAUCUAGCGGAACCUGAGAAAGCUGCUAGGAAAGGGAAUGAGAUCAACAAAACAACUUUUGGGCUCAUCAAUGCGUGAGUUUCAAACGUUUAUUAUCCUUAUCUUUUUGUUGUUACGUGGUAUGCAAGCUUUUCAUUUUUGUGUGUUUUGGGAUGUUGUGUCAUGUUCUUCAAACUGAAUGUCGGUUCAACAAUGCAGUAAAAUUCAUGAAAGGAUGGUCAGCUUCAUGGGAUUGUUGCUUUUCCUUAAGGUAUUCACAUAACUGGUGGCAUGACACUGUCUGUUACUUGGUAGGAGGUUCUCUCAUAAGUAAAGUACAAGAAAUAUAUGAUAAUCAAGCAAUGUGGUACCAAGAGUGGCUUUUUGACAUUACAACAAUUUGGGCGUUGAUUAAAGUUGGCAACAUUUCCCGGUCAGUGCCACUCUCUUUUCUGACAUUUUGUUCAAAUGAAGUUUUGUUUCUUGAUUUAUCAUUUGACGCGCAUCUAAUUAUGACAAACAUGUAAUAAUCAUAAAAUGAGCAAAAAGAGACAAAAGUUGAUGCAGAAAGCGUUUAGUUCGUUCUUGUUACCCAUGAGUUAUAACUAUUGGGACUAUUUGUGUUUUUUAUAUAUCAUCAUAAGAUCGGCUUUCUUAGUUUACGUCAGCUUGCUGAAGCUGUUUAUGAAUAUGGAAAAGGAAACUACAAAAGAGCUCUAGAACUGCUCAGUCCAAAUUAACUUUGACGCUGCCGACCAUAAGGUGAUUGAGGCAUCAGAUCUACAGUUAGAUGUUUUUAAUGAAAUCUGGUACACAUUACUAUUACUCACCGGCCAAUCUUCCACUGCGAUUAAAGUACUGGAGAGGAGGAUAUAGCAGAGAGAUGGUGAUCCUUUCUUGUGGCGUUUGCUGGAGAAGAGUUACAUCAAGUAAGGGCAUAUUAUACAGAAGCUGUUGUAACUGCAUGUAGAAAACAAAGGUGUUGGAAUCUUCAUAUUCAAGUUUGCUUGAUUACACAAAAAAAUAAACAGCAACCACUCUGGUUAUAUUCUUUAGACAUGUUUUAACGCUUUGUUGAAUAUAGUUUGGAUCGUUAUGGGCAUUGUAAAAGUUGACCUUGAACAUUCUAUAUCAACUUGCCGCUUGAAUAUAUAGACAUUUUAGUAAAGAUCAUAUUGUAAAAGCUUACAUGAUCUUUUUCCAGCAUGUUGCAUCACCUAAUUAAGAAACUUCGAGAUGUCUUAUACUGUAAUUUUGUAAUUAAUUAAUAUACAUAAAAAUAAUGUUAUGACUUUUUUGCUAUUACAUGCAUGAUGCAUCACCCUGAUGAUGGUUGGAGUUUCAUGAGUUUUUAAGUGAAAACAAUAUUUGGUGACUAUUUCUUUUGAAAGCUUGACGUCGACCACAAAGGUAAUAUUAAAAACAAAAGUCAAACGUUGAUAUUUAUACUUCUCGGUUGUCGCUAAUCCAAGUCAUAGGCCAUGAUCAGUUACAUGUACCUCCUCAUGAUCUUCAUUUUCCAUUGUUCUUUCUCAAACGGCCAUUUUC
Brassica napus (rape) is the source of this 5531-nucleotide messenger RNA. RefSeq lists its product as uncharacterized. Lineage: Eukaryota; Viridiplantae; Streptophyta; Magnoliopsida; Brassicales; Brassicaceae. The transcript is spliced from 12 exons. The record is from RefSeq and is a predicted model, not a curated record. The coding region runs from base 327 to 1628 and encodes 433 amino acids.